AGUUGAUUCUACCUCGUUUAACACGAGAGAGAGAGAGAGAGAGAGAGAGAGAGAUGUGCAGCAUAAAGCUUCCUCUGCUGGUCCUUCCCGCCAUACUAUAGUCGAGAAAUGGCCGUUAGGUUCAAAUCAUCCAAACCCACGGCCAGCUUCUCUUCUCGUACUCUUGAAAAAUUCAUCAAAACCCACAGAAAUCUCUCCAAAUCCUCACCAAGAAUCUGGACUGAUAAUGAAGACGAUCCCCUAGAAGUGGAUUUGCAAGGAUAUUGCAUUUUGAACCUAAACCACCCCUUCCUGCGCUCAUUAGAUUCCUGUAGUGGCACCAUGAGAGAGUUCAACCAAAUCCAAUCUCAGCUCAUUGUCUCUGGCAUCUUUCAACAUCCUCUGGCUACCAGCAGAGCCGUAAAGAAGCUUUGUGCUUCUCCAAUUACAGCCAAACACGCUCUUUCUCUUUUUGAUAGCCUCGAAGAGCCCGAUGCUUUCAUAUGCAACACCAUUAUGAGGAGUUUAGUGAAUUUCAAUGACCCACAUGUAGCUCUUACUUUCUACUAUCAGCAAAUGGUGGGUAAAGGCGUCCUGCCGAAUCAUUACACCUUCCCGCUCGUAGUGAAGAUCUCCGCAGAGCUUGGGUUGGUCUGGGUCGGGGAAAAAAAUCAUGCUCUGAUACUGAAGUAUGGGCUUAAUCUUGAUUUGUUUGUUCGGAACUCCUUGAUUCAUAUGUACUCUGUUUGUGGAAGAAUUGGGGCUGCACGCGUGCUGUUUGAUGCGUGUUCCCAGUCAGAUUUGGUUACUUGGAACUCAAUGAUUGACGGGUAUGUGAAGAAUGGGGAGGUUGGUUUGGCACGUGAACUUUUUGAUGAAAUGUGGGGGAGAGAUAUUUUUAGUUGGAACUCUAUGCUUGCAGGUUAUGUGGGAAUUGAAGACAUGAAGACUGCAAAAAAUUUGUUUGAGAGGAUGCCAUUUCGAGAUGUUGUUUCUUGGAAUUGUAUGAUUGAUGGGUAUGCAAGGAUUGGAGAUAUUGCUGGGGCUCACGAGCUUUUUAAUUGCAUGCCAGUUCAAAAUGUAGUUUCUUGGAAUACCAUGUUGGCUCUUUAUGUUCGCUUUAAAGAUUAUGACCAGUGUUUGAGGUUAUUUGAUAGGAUGAAAGAAGGAGAUGUUAUGCCGAAUGAGGCAACUCUUGUGAGUGUCCUGACUGCUUGUGCAAACUUAGGGAGGCUUGAUGAGGGCAAAUGGGUUCAUUCAUACAUUAAUAAUAAUAGGAAGAUCAAGCCUGAUGUAUUGCUUUCAACUGCCCUCUUGACAAUGUAUGCAAAAUGUGGGGCUAUGGAUUUUGCUUCCAAUGUUUUCAAGGAGAUGCCCGAGAAGAGUGUUGUAUCGUGGAACUCCAUGAUUAUGGGGUAUGGCAUGCAUGGGCAUGGAAAGAAGGCUUUGGAAGUGUUCUUAGAGAUGGAGAAGAGUGGAACAAUGCCUAAUACAGCUACAUUUGUUUGCAUUUUAUGUGCAUGUACACAUGCUGGAAUGGUCUUGGAGGGUUGGUGGUACUUCAGUCGAAUGUGUCAGAAAUACAAAAUUGAACCAAAUACCGAGCACUAUGGGUGCAUGGUUGAUCUCCUUGCCCGGGCUGGUCUGAUGAAAAAUUCAGAAGAGAUUAUAACUGAGAUGCCUAUGGAGGCAGGACCUGUCUUAUGGGGAGCCCUACUUUCAGCUUGUAGAACUCAUUCAAAUCUAGAGCUUGGUGUGAUUGUGGCCAAGCGCCUAAUUGAUUUGAAACAAGGGGAUAUUGGGCCCUAUGUUUUAUUAUCAAACAUGUAUGCCGCAGAAGGCAAAUGGGAUGGUGUGGAAAGCGUGAGGAAGAUGAUAAAGGAAAAGGGGUUGCAAAAAGCAGCAGGGCGUAGCAUAGUCCACAUUGGAGAUUCUGGAUCUGAGUAUGAUUUGGAGAGUGAUUCAGUUCAUAAGAAAAUCAUGGUGUAUUCCAUGUUAACUGAAAUGGGUGCUCAGAUGAAAUUAUCAUAUAGGUUGACUAUGAUGGAGGAGAGGAAAUAAACUCAUAUACAUGAGAAAUAUAUUCAUCAAUUGAUGUAGAUUUGUUUAAAUUAACAUGUACAGUUGUUAGAGGGCUGUUGGGAAAGGAACUUCUUGGCAGGAGUGACAAUUGCAGUAUGAAACUUGCUUUUGACCUGGCUCCAGUGAGUGUGUUCCCUAAACAAGCCACUGCUUACAAGUCAUCAGAUUGCUUUUCAACAGGCACACAGUCGCACAUGCUCUAACAUAAUAUACUAUUCAUACUUUGGCAGAGAACAUGACAAGCUUAAAGAAAACAUUGUAGCUGUAGCAGGCUGUGUAUACUAACUCUUGAUAACUUUUUGUGAAGCAUUGAUAAGGUUAUGAUGUUGUCCAUUUUGAAGAGAUGAGUUGGAUCUGCAUUUUUUCUUUUUGGAAAGUAAAUGCACUUGAGGAAAAUUCUGGAAAAUGAAUGGCCGUGUUGUAUAAUUACAGUCAUCUGAUUUUACCUUAAAUAUUAUAUGAGAAAGUUCAUUUUGUA
This is a messenger RNA of Malania oleifera, 2539 nucleotides long. RefSeq names its product pentatricopeptide repeat-containing protein At3g29230-like. The transcript has a single exon. Lineage: Eukaryota; Viridiplantae; Streptophyta; Magnoliopsida; Santalales; Ximeniaceae. Gene Ontology annotation, molecular function: protein binding; RNA binding. Gene Ontology annotation, biological process: RNA modification. Bases 109 to 2040 code for a protein of 643 amino acids. The record is from RefSeq and is a predicted model, not a curated record.